AUGGGGUGUGGAGCAUCGAAAGAGAGCACUGAAACAGCAGUAGGGAACGUCGCGCAGAGUGUGAGAGCGGCGAAUUGCAACAAAAGCACCUCUUGUGCCUUGGCAGCAGCGAAGAGAAACGAAGAAGUCGCUGCUCGAUCGCCCUCGCCGGCUCCACGGCCACAGAUUGUCCCGAGUUUCAGAGAUUCCAGUUCUUCGCCCCGGCCUACGAGCGAUUCAAUCGCGACGCAACUUGGAAGUGACGUGCAAUCCGCCGCUACUCUCGACUCCGGGGACUUCCCAGCUGCUGCUCAAUUCGCCGAGCCUGGCUUGGAUUCCUCCGCUACUGCCGAAGUAGUGGACACUGCCGAGGUUGUGGAAACCGCCCAAGUUUUGGAGGCCGAGAUCCUGGAGCCUGCCUUGGAUACUUCCACUGCUGCUGGAUUGAUCAGAGCUCUAUCGCCACCACCCGAGUUCCAACUCUGCUACUCCUGUCAAUCGGUGAUAGACAAGUUGGAGGAGAGGAAUGUAGCAGUGAAUAUAAACUUCACUAGUACCUCUUCGUUACUCUCGGCGAGGAGACAGCGGCUUAGCAGAACACCAUCGCCGGCUCCACAGCCAAACGUCACGGAUUCCCGAGCCUCCACACCGAAAAGCACUGCUGCCGCUGAGCCGAUCGCCGCGGCUUCACAAGAGCUUCUUCCUCCCGACGAUCUCGUUGCCUCGGCAGCCUUAGCCGCCGAGUCGAGAGCUUCAUCCAGAGCCUCGUCAAGAGCUCCAUCGCCGCCAUCCGAAGUACCUGCGGCCGAAGUUCCGGUUGCCAGUCAGGAAAAGUUGGAAGAGAGUGCAAACUCCACUUUGAGGAGACUUAGCAGCAGGACACCAUCGCCCGCUCCUCGGCCACUGGUCUGCGAGUGCAGAGGUUCAUCACCAAAGACCACCACCCUCGAGUCUAGAGGUUUGUCGCCGGCACCGGUGCUGCAUUCUGCUGCAGAGUCGAAAGCAUCGUCUCGAGCACCAUCACCAGCGCAUGCAGACGUAGAAUCCAGAGCAUCCUCUCCUAGGCAGCUGUUGAGUAGUUUCAGGAGGCAUGUUAGCAGAAGCCCGUCGCCAGCACAGAUUAUAAGUCAGGCUAGUAGACAUUCCUCACCAGCUGUGGCAGCCGAGAUCGCCAAGAGACAUAGCAGCAGGAGCGCUUCACCUGCUCCACUUCCCGAGGUUUUCAAGUCCCAGACCGUUCCAGCUGACAUCGCCGCAGAUAGCUCGAGCAAAAACACGUCCAGGGCCUCGUUGGCUUCGUUGAAAGAUAGCAAAAGUUCACCGGCUGUAUCCGAGAGAAAUGGAAAAGUCUCGCCAUAUGCGCCUUCGCCAGCUGCGGGAAGCAGAGCCUCGUCCAAAUCACCGGCUCUGUCGACAAGAGCUUCGUUCGGUGUUGGAGACGAGGACGGCGAUUUGCUUUCGGCGUCUGCGGCAGCUGCUCUGAAAGCCAUUGUGCAGAGAGUGACCAGUGAGUUAGCGGAAAAAGCUGUCACUCACCACGACCUUGUGCGAGACGAAGAAAAAAAGACAUCCGACACAAUUCCGGACCAACUUAAGGUACGCCACUGA
This is a messenger RNA of Selaginella moellendorffii, 1587 nucleotides long. Its product is annotated as flocculation protein FLO11. The coding region runs from base 1 to 1587 and encodes 528 amino acids. The transcript has a single exon. NCBI's taxonomy places the organism in Eukaryota, Viridiplantae, Streptophyta, Lycopodiopsida, Selaginellales, Selaginellaceae. The record is from RefSeq and is a predicted model, not a curated record.